UAGGAGGAUCUCUGGCUCGCGGGCAGAAGGGUUGGCCCUGGCGGUUGGGUGGAGGAAGGGAGCAAGGAGGUAUUUCCUGGGACAGGGGGCGGAGACUAGACGAUCAGAGGCACCCCCAGUACUCAAGUUCUUUGAGCUUCUGCAGACACUCGGCAGCCUUCAGUCCUCCUGCUGUGAUCACCACCUGCGUUCCCCACCUGCCUUCACCUGCAGCCAGCACCUGCGCCCAGCAAUGACGGAGAAGGCGCCCUUCGACACGGAUAUCGUCACCCUGACCCGCUUCGUCCUGGAGGAGGGCAGGAAGGCUAAGGGCACUGGCGAGAUGACCCAGCUGCUGAACUCGCUCUGCACCGCGGUCAAAGCCAUCUCGUCCGCGGUGCGCAAGGCGGGCAUCGCACAGCUCUAUGGCAUCGCUGGUUCAACCAAUGUGACUGGAGAUCAAGUGAAGAAGCUCGACAUCCUGUCCAAUGACCUGGUUAUCAAUAUGCUGAAGUCGUCCUAUUCUACCUGUGUUCUUGUGUCUGAAGAAGACACCAAUGCCAUUAUAGUAGAGCCUGAGAAGAGGGGCAAAUAUAUUGUCUGUUUUGAUCCCCUUGAUGGCUCAUCCAACAUCGAUUGCCUUGUUUCCAUCGGAACAAUUUUUGGCAUAUACAAAAAGAAAACUUCCAGUGAGCCUUCUGAGGCAUAUGCUCUGCAGCCAGGCCGGGACCUGGUGGCAGCUGGCUAUGCACUCUAUGGCAGUGCCACCAUGUUGGUCCUUGCCAUAGAGAGUGGUGUCAACUGCUUCAUGCUGGAUCCGGCCAUUGGAGAAUUCAUCCUGGUGGACAGAGAUGUGAAGAUUAAGAAGAAAGGUAACAUCUACAGCAUUAAUGAGGGCUAUGCCAAGGACUUUGACCCUGCCAUCACUGAGUAUAUCCAGAGGAAAAAGUUUCCUCCAGAUAAUUCAGCUCCCUAUGGUGCCCGGUAUGUGGGGUCCAUGGUGGCUGAUGUUCACCGCACUCUGGUAUAUGGAGGGAUCUUUAUAUACCCUGCCAACAAAAGAAGCCCCAGUGGAAAGCUAAGGCUGCUGUAUGAGUGUAAUCCCAUGGCUUUUAUCAUGGAGAAGGCAGGCGGAGUUGCCACCACAGGGAAGGAAGCCAUAUUAGACAUUAUUCCCACUGACAUCCACCAGAGGGCACCAGUCAUCAUGGGGUCCCCUGAUGAUGUGCAAGAGCUCCUGGAGAUCUACAAGGAGCACGAAGGCAAAUGAAGGCCGGCCUCACCUGUGGCUCAAAGUAGAGCCUUUCAUCUGGACCUGUGACUCACGUGGCACUACUCUGUUCCUAGACAGCAAACCUAACAGUGUGGAUAGUUUCACAGUUCGAUGCUUUGCAAUGCCCAAGACUGCUUUAUCCACAUGUUGUAACACCACUACAACAGGUACUACAUCUGUUAAGCAGGUGAAGGAGAAAUAAAUGCCAUCUUCCUUUA
Molecule: messenger RNA, 1470 nt
Organism: Meriones unguiculatus (Mongolian gerbil)
Lineage: Eukaryota; Metazoa; Chordata; Mammalia; Rodentia; Muridae
Product: fructose-1,6-bisphosphatase 1
Exons: 7
Coding region: 233-1249 (338 amino acids)
Biological process (GO): fructose metabolic process; sucrose biosynthetic process; fructose 6-phosphate metabolic process
Cellular component (GO): cytoplasm; cytosol
Molecular function (GO): fructose 1,6-bisphosphate 1-phosphatase activity
Source: RefSeq, a predicted model, not a curated record